Molecule: messenger RNA, 3780 nt
Organism: Argentina anserina (silverweed cinquefoil)
Lineage: Eukaryota; Viridiplantae; Streptophyta; Magnoliopsida; Rosales; Rosaceae
Exons: 3
Coding region: 2048-2917 (289 amino acids)
Source: RefSeq, a predicted model, not a curated record
GUCAUAUUCUGAAAGUCGAUCUCACUACAACUUGGCUGCCUCCUUCCUCCUACGCUUGCGGCUCCGAUCCACCUCCAAAUCCCCCCAGCCCAAACUCAAGCACACCCUUCCCUACUCACCUCCGUCACCGGCCUCCUCAUCUCCACCAUCCGCUCAGCCCGGAACACCACGUGGCGUCUCAUGAUGUCCCAGCUCCGAUCCAUCCCUCUACUUUCCCGAUCCUGGAUAGAGCAAACUGGUGCAGAAUCAAUCCCAGGUCCUAUGCCCAAGCAGGAGAAGCCGGUCGACGAUGAAGAGGAUGCGCUCCUCAUCGCCGUCGCUCGCUCUGCCGAUGACAACUCCCGUCGGCCACGAUUAUUUUUUUAAUUGUUUUGCUGAAUAUUAUAUUUUAUUAGAAGUAUUUUGUGAUUGGACUCGGGCACACAUAUAAGCCCCGGGUCUGCCCCGACCCGUUGGACCCAAGACUAUAAAACCCCCCAUCUUCCCCGCGAAUGCAAUUUUCAGUGAAACCGCCCCAAGUAUUCAUUUUGUCUUUCCAGGGUUGUUUAGUUAUAUGGCUCCCUGUUCUUGAAUCUUUUACUAUUGUGCCAAACUCCAUGGUUUUAUUGUUCGUAUUUCCUUCAUUUUGGUUCAGCACUGUUAAGGUUGUGGUUUUUUGAACUAAUACUUAGUUGGGUUCUGACAUUCUAGACCUGAAUAGAUUCAGGGAGCUUUAGUUAUAUGGUAAUCUUGGUGUGGUUGUGAUUUUUAUUGGAUAAAUUUUGAUUCAGGGGUGUUGUUGUUGGGUUCUGGAACUCUAGACCCGGGUAGAUUCAGAGAUGUAUAUAGCUCAGUGAGUUUUUACUUGCUGUUUCAAUAUGGUUCAAUUCUGUUCUGAUGCAUUACCCAAUUCAAACGUACAUUGAUUCAGUCUUAGAAUCCCAGUCAACAGGUAUCACAUUGCUGCAAAGGCUGCAGCUUUCGUUUUUGCAUUUCUUGUUUUAAAGAAUCAUCGUCUAAAAGAAUCAACUCAAGUUUGGACACAUAGAUCUAUAAUCCUUCAAAAAUGGACAUUAAACUUCUUUUGAAUCUGCUUUGCACUUUUGUCUGCAUCGGCUCCAAAGAAUUGGAUAUCUGGGAUGGCUUCUUCAGAGUCUAUUUUGUCUGCCCAACUGUGACUUUCUUUCAUUGAUGAUAUUUCACUGUCGACUGCUUAGAUUUUGGAAUGCUUCUAUAUCAUUGAAAUCUGUUUUUAUGUCCUUCCCAUUUAGACACCGAUUUAUAUUCCUGAUUCAACUCUUCCUUGAAUCACUCAAAUUUGGUAUGUAGAUUGCAAUAUCCCUAUGUUUACCUAUGGUGCAAGUAUUCUUUUGCUCGACUAUUUCAAAAGGUUAAUGGAUUCCUAUGUUCUUCCAAUGGACUGUAUGGUCCAAUAUGCUCAUGCAUUUGCAACCAUAACCACAAUCAGCCUUAUGCUGGAGUGGGGCAGGUGGGACGAUUUUUCAUGGGCAAAGAAAAUGUAGCUGAAAGUUCUGUUUGAUUUGAUUAUUUAGCAAUCUUAACAAUAGCUCUGAGUAAUUUGAGACUAGUGGACAUACCGCUAGUAGCUCUUACACAGUUUUAAGCUGUUUUGAACUUCUGCGUGUACAUUUGUUGCCAUUUCUUUCUGUUGAUUAUGAUCUAUUUUAUCCAUAUGCUAAAAGGAAUGCUCUCAGUCAUUUGGGUUAUGAAACUAAUGCCUGGAGCUAUUACAAAGUUGUAGUCUGUUUGAAACAUUUCCCUAUACAUUUACUGACACUUUAGAGUUUCAGCCACCCGUCGCCUUCAUAGUUUAUUGAUCUCUUUCGUACAGCUUAUACAAUGUAUAAACAGUUGAUAUUUUUGGGUAUUUGUUGGGUUCUAACAUUCUAGACCUGGGUAGAUUCAGGGACGUUUUUGUUAUAUGAUGAUCUUGGUGUGGUUGUGAUUUCAAAGGAUAAAUUGUGCUUGUGGUCGUUUCCUUUCUUAUAACGUAAGUUGGAAGCAUGUUAGCAAUCACUCGACUAAUGAGACUCUCUCAACUUGCAGGAUGUCAGACUACUUCAAUUUACACGAAAUAGGCCAGUUCAUGCACGAUAUUUUCAUUGGUCAUACGUUGGAGAGACUGGCAGGACUUCAGAGAAUCUCGAAGCGGUGGAGGGAGAUUAUUCUGUGUCCAGAUUUCAUCAGGAGGCUAUAUGAAAGAGAUUUAAAUGUUGAAAGGCAUCUAACGGAGAAUCACAGGGAAUUGUGCCCAGUUCUAACACGAGUGCAGUGUCCACAAAUUCAUUUUCCGGUGAGUACAUUAGUUGGCUCUAAUGGAGGUUUAGUAUGCAUGAUGGACCGCACUGAACAAGUUUUCAUCCUUAACCCGCUGACGCGGAGGUACAAGAUUGUGAUAGGAGACACUCGUCCCUUCAGAUCAUAUGCUUUUGGGUACCAGAUCAUGCACAGUGUCCCCUCUCUCACUGUUGUUAAGGUUCUGCAUUCUUCAAUGCGCCAUUUGGCUAUAUUUUCCCUACACACUAACCAGUGGAGGGAAGUGCUGUUCAUGAGGAAUGAAAAUAACCAGCAGUACCAAAUUCUGGAAGGAGUGCCAGGGGCAUUUACUUUUGGUUCUUUUGUUUGGAUGGGAAGAGUUACCAGGGGUAAUGAGGUUAGGGAAGCCUUGAUUACAUACAAUGCCACCACAAACACCUUGGGCCACUUGCAUCUCCCUGAUAACAUGUGUGGUAUGUUCCUAAGGGUGGUGAACAUCGGCCCUGAAUCGGCUGCUGUUUAUGGUAUAGGAACCAAUUGUUUCUGGCGCAUCAACAACCUUACCGGAGAAGAUCAUUUUGAGCGCGUACUUGUUAGAGGAUACCCAUCUGGGGUUUCAUUUCAACCUCUGUGCUGGCAUGGAAUAUCACACACUCUGUAAACAAGUGGCCCAAGGUGACUCUUCCCAUCCAAACAAAAGAACCAAAAGUAAAUGCCCCUGGCACUCCUUCCAGAAUUUGGUACUGCUGGUUAUUUUCAUUCCUCAUGAACAGCACUUCCCUCCACUGGUUAGUGUGUAGGGAAAUAUAGCCAAAUGGCCCAAGGUGUUUGUGGUGGCCCAAGGAAUGAAAAUAACCAGCAGUACCAAAUUCUGGAAGGAGUGCCAGGGGCAUUUACUUUUGGUUCUUUUGUUUGGAUGGGAAGAGUUACCAGGGGUAAUGAGGUUAGGGAAGCCUUGAUUACAUACAAUGCCACCACAAACACCCUAAACCCUAAACCAGUGUAAACAACCACACGCUAGAUUACAUGGUCAAAGGUUUUUUGACCGUAGUGACAUCCUUGCAAUUCCAUUCACACGGAGUUUUCAUUCUCCUGGGGAGUGUCAGCAGCUCUAAGAAUUGAAGGAUAAUAUUAGAGUAUGGUCAUUGCAAGAGCACAAGAGAUGGUUGGUGACUGAAGGCCUUGAAGUGAGAACAUGCAACAUCUUUCUACUGUAAGAAAAAUUGCAGAGGAUUGUAAAUUCAUAUUAGCACAUCGUAGAAUCAAUAUUCUGUGGUACUAUUUGGCACUGUUGGUGAAGUAAGAACAGGCAGCCACUUUCUGUUUGUACUAAAUUUUAGAGAGGAUAUAUUCUGUGGUGUGAUAUGUGGUACUAUUUGGCACUGUUGGUGAAGUAAGAACAUGCAGCCUCUGUAGAUUUGGAUUUGUAAAAUUCAUCUCAGCAAAUUUGGCAGUGUAAACUCAUAGAACCAAUAUGUUCUGUCCGAGAUACUUUAAAGUUGUUUCAAUGCAUCUAUUAUGUUA